AUGUCCAACUGUGAUACCCAUUCCAAUGAAUAUGAAGAUGACUUUGAGGAUGAUGAACGGCAGACCGCCAGCAAUCGCCGCUCGUACGAACCCUCCGAACUGUUGGCGUUUCUCCCCUCCACAACUUCCGUGAAGAGUGGAAAGGCCGAUCAUCACCGCAGCGAUGCUCACGUCCCUUCACUCACCACACUCCCAAAGUAUACCAAUGGUUAUAAUAAUAAUAAUAAUAAUAAUAAUGGGAAUAAUGUAAAUGGGGGAAAGAAAUUAUUACAACCACAAUUAAUUGGAAAUCCAACCACACGGAAUGUCAUCACACAAGCCUCCUCCUCCGGCUCACGUACAGAUGAUUUACAAUUACUUCAUGCCUCUAAAAUUACAUCCGUGGAAUUAGAGUAUGAGACGAGUCCAAUGAAAAAUGCACCUAUUUGUACAGAUACCGUAGAAGAGGAAUUACCGCAUGAUACAAUCUCCUCAGAUGUUCAUGAUCCGUAUGAUGGAACGGGAUUACCUUCACAACCACGACGAUUUCGGGCCCCUUCAUUAUCUUCUUCCUCUUCUGCAUCAUCACACUCACGUUCACGUUCACACUCACACACAUACUCAUACACAACAUCAUCAUCAUCUUCUUCUUCACGAUCAUUAUCAAGAGCAUCAUCGUCAAGAUCAUUUAAAUCACCUUUGCCUUCUCCAUAUAAAUGUUCCAGUUCAUUGGGGGCAGAAGGACCUGUAAAAGAGGAUGUAUUUCGGAGUACACUAACACCAAGGACGAAUGAUUCUGGUAGUAAAGAAGAAAAGAAGAAGAAGAAGAAGGAAGAAGAAGAAGAAAAUGAAACUACUGUAGAUAGAAAAGAAGAAAUAAGUAAGAGUCAUACACCCCUCUCCACGUCUCUUCCAACUGGUGAAACCGUUAAUAUUGAUGUGUGGAAAGAGGAUGCACGAAAACGCAGAGAAGUUGUUUCUCCUAAAAGAGUUGAACAGAAUAUCCCUACAGCUGUCAUCGUUACCCCCACACCUAAACCAUCAUCUUCAUCAAGGAUAAACUCUAGAGGAUCAGGGAAAGUGAAUCAUACCCCCUUAGCAGCUGCAAGAGGUACAGGUAAUCCAGUACAUAGAAAUAAUAGACGUAGUAGUAGUAGUAGUAUUAGUAGUACUACUGGAGGAGGAAGACGCACAUCUGUUAGUAGUACAUCCAGUCGUAAAGGUGAGAGAAAUAUAGUGGCCACACCUCGAACACAAUUACUACGCCGGAUUGCACAAACGAAAAGAGAAAUUGCACACGUUCGUCAAAAUAUUCGAGCAUUAGAAAUGCCAUCACGAAGUUCCGUGAGGAGUAGCAAAUUAAGAAAGAACAAAGUUACACCAGAAGAAGUAGAAAAACUAGAGCGUGAUAAUGAACGUUUACAACGACUUGUACAAGCAAGAGAAGAAGGUAUGUUAAAUAUUGAAUUACUAUUAAGUAUAGCUGAUGAAGAGUAUAGGUAUGCACAAGAGGAACUUAGACAAGUAAAACAACGUAAACGUGAACUUACAUCUGAAGAUAGACGUGCAUCUAUAAUGUUUGCACAAAUGGCAAAGAAUCAACCAACUGCAGGGGAACAACGUGCUCGUCAGCAGAAGGAAGGAAUGUAUACUCGGGCUCAUUUUAAUACUAAAAUUAUGAAAUUACAAGAAAAGAUAGAUUCUACAACUGAAACUUCAUCCCAUUUAUCAGAGCGUAUUGCAUUAUUAGAAGAACGUAUAAAAGCAGAAGGAUUAUCCGAUAUAAAAGCAGAAGACUAUACCGCCUUAAAGAAGACUAUAAAAAAGAAUGCGAAUAUGAUUAAACGAUAUCUCGCCUCUCUUUCCCACGCAGGAGCCGGUUUUGAUCUUGGAUUAGGGAAAAACGGGGAUGAACAGGAAAAUGAAGGCGAAGAAGAGGAUCUCACAAAUGUGAUGUUCCCUGGUAAAGCUCAAAUGGAGGCGGAAAUGCGUAAACUCAUUCGCCAAUUAGAACGGAAGGAUGCACAAAUAGCCACACAUCGAUCUUCCGUCGACGGCGGUGUUGUCGUCCAUCGAGAAGGCGUCUCUACCGCCCCCGUAGACUCACGAGCAUCCGCAAUCACAAUCACAACAACAACAACAACUUCCUCCUCUACUGCAGCUAAGAAAGAUCCCUACGCGGGAAAGAAGAAAACCUCGAAAGAAAUUAGACGCGUCUCUUCAGAAGUGCAAUUACCCACAAAGGGGAAUAAUAGUAUUCCCACUGUGAAGAAUGAACCAAAUAUAGGUAGACAACAACAACGACAAAAGGAGCAAGAAGAGAAACAAAAGAAUAUUGAACCAAGCGUGAGAUACAGUUCCGAAUCAAAGCGAAUAGUAGAUACAAAAUUAAACUCUUCUCUCAGUAAAUUGGGCGAAUCACCGCUUCGUGCGUCGCAAACAGAGUUUGAAGUUGUUACCAAUCCUGAUUCUCUCACUUCUCCUCUUGCCGUGGAUGUCUCUGGGAGUCACAACUUUGAGGACGCCAUUGAAAAUAUUAGGAAACGUCUAAAGACAACGGCUACUACGACUACAACUGCGAGUACCACUUCAAAUCAUGAAGAUACUCCUUAUACAUCCAUACAUGAAGAAGCAGAAAAAGAAGAAAAAAAAUCUCCAAGUAAUAAUAAUAAUAAUAAUAAUAAUAAUAAUAAUAAUAAUAAUAAUAAUAAUAAUAAUAGUUUGGAUGUAGGUGUAGUGGAUAAUCAUUCUAGUAAUGAAGUUCCCAAGUCAACACUCUCUUCAAAUUGCCCUUCAAGUGAACCUAAUAGACCAGUUUCUUAUGAAACGGAAAAAGUCGUUCCGACGAGGGAAAAACAUGGAAAUGAAGUUAUUGACGAUACCGAUAGUGUGCAAGAUAUAGUGGGUGAUGUGAAUGAAGAAGUUGAUUCUGGUAGGAGUACUCCUCUUUGGUUGCGUGAGAAUUAG
Trypanosoma theileri is the source of this 2946-nucleotide messenger RNA. RefSeq lists its product as uncharacterized. The transcript has a single exon. The record is from RefSeq and is a predicted model, not a curated record. The coding region runs from base 1 to 2946 and encodes 981 amino acids. NCBI's taxonomy places the organism in Eukaryota, Euglenozoa, Kinetoplastea, Trypanosomatida, Trypanosomatidae.